AAUAAUAAUAAAAAUAAUAAAAUUACCCUGAGAUAGCAUCGCCGCGACCGUAGCCGACAACCGCCCCAUCACCGCCUCCGGCUUGUCACCAACGGCUCCUCCGCCCACGCCACACCAUCGAUCCCCGCAGGCGCCACCCGUGCACCUCUUCCCCCAGAUCUGCCACCAUCUCACCGCUGCGCCGGCCCAAGCCCCAGUGGGCGGCGCUCAUUCGGGACGCAACCUCUGAUAGCCCAGCCUGCAGUCUCGGCAGCCGAGUCACGAAUCCUCAGUUCGCCCCAAUCCGAACCAGAGAAUUUCCAUUCCGGACCAACCCUCGUUGGCUUGUUCACCAUACGAGAAAAGGUGGCUUCCGAAGGAGAUUGAGUCUCUUCCGUUGUCAAACCGGAGCCGAGAUCUCCUAGACCUUGGCCCCCAUCCUGCCUCAGGAAUGCCGAGCGGUGGGAGUUCACUAACUUUUGGGUUCUUCACUUCUGCGUUUCUCCGUUUCGGUCUAGCAACCUUCUUGCACUUCUACUACGUCACAUCUCUCACGGUGCCAAGUUCUAGCUGUUACGCCUUGGAUAAUACUAGUCGCCUUGUUGAUUUUACUGAGUGGACUGGCCAUACUUUUGAAUAUGAUGGAAAGGAUGCUGAUUUGGUGGUUCGAUUCUGCAAGGAUGUGGAGCGCUGUUCUCAAGCGGGAUAUAUAGAUUUUGGCCGUUAUGAAACUUCAAACUAUUUUGCAGCUGGUUCAGCACCAGUAGACUUUGUUCAGGGGUAUUACAAUGGAGACUUGCAAAAUUGUGAACAUAGUUUUGACCAAAUGGGUCGUAUAUCUCAGGUAGAUAUUAUAUGUGGAAGUUGCUUAAAUGGAGCAUGUACAGGGCAAUCUGGUUGCAUAUGUAGUGUAAGCUAUGAUGAAUCUCUAUGCAGGGUGCAUGCUCAACUAGCAAUUCCAUGCACUAAUCGUGGUUCUCGAGUAUUUGAAGGUUUUACUGUUGGUUUUCAUCCUCGCUCAUGGGAAAUUGUGUCCAAUGGAAUGACUCAACUAGGAUACGAGAAGCUUCAUAAUGAAUUCAGUUUUGGUACUGAACAGACACAUGUAUCUCUAUAUUUGACAGCAAAAUUCAGCCUUUCUGGUCUUGUAAGAAAACCACUCAUCAAGGUUAACCCAGAUAAAGGGCUAGAGGUCAAGUUGACAGGUUCAGCAGAAAAUGGCAGAGCCCCUACAACUUUAUCACCAACAGUUCUCAAUAUAUAUUGGAGAUGUGAAGUAGCUCGUGACACUCCUUAUGAAAUCAAGAUUAUGGUACCAGUAGAUGGCUAUGAUCCAAUUGGAUUCACCCUGACAAAGCUAUGCGAUUAUAGGCAAGAAAGAGAGGAUGAUUCUACUAAUGGAUGGGCUACAUUUGGAGUGCUUUCUUGCAUCUUCAUUGUCUCCUCUAUGAUUAUUUGCUGUGGAGGGUUUUUCUACAAAUCCCGUGUAGAACAUCAGCAUGGUCUUGAUGCCUUGCCAGGAAUUACAGUCCUUUCUGCACUUCUGGAUAAGGUAUCUGGAAGUCGUAGCUAUAGACUAGGAGAUGUAGAUAGCCAUAAUUUUGCAAAUCAGACAUCUUGGGAACGCCCAUCUGCUUCAGCACAAGGAAACCCAAGGACAGAGGAGACUAGAUAUGGGUCAAUCUGAUAAAAAAAGCAUUGAUGACUAGGUAAACAUGGACUUCUCAUUUAUAAAUACCAUGCCACAUCGAUUUUUUCUAUCAAUUUGGGAAUUUUGAUUCUACUUGGCAACUUUAAUGUUUUAUUUCAGAGAGGUAAUUUCGAUUUGUUUCAUCAUAUUAUGUUACACCAAGGAUUUGAAAAUAUCCCUGGGUGAAUAUUUCAUAAAAUUUUCUCCAAUGAUAUGCAUUAACACUAAUGUAGAUCUGUAGUUCACAUUGUCAUAAGAGGUAUGCUGUAGUAGAUAUAAAGUUCUUGGAAAUUUGUUUAUGAGCAUCGUUUUUAAUUCCUGGCAGACUGUCUUUUCUGUCAUAUUUUUUCCUUUUGUAGAUUCACUAGUCCAGAAAAAAUGUACAUGAAAAUUUGAGCUGGGAAGCUGAAUGGCGACUGUACACUCUGGAUAUUCCCUCGCGAAAUGAUAAAGCAGUUCCGAAGUUGCACUUGAAUCCCAUUUUUUUGGCAAGUUUCCAACUUGACUCAAUUGCAUUAGUUUUUUAACCCAUCCUUCAAUGGCGUGCACAUUGUAUUGCACGCUUACUUUAUCAAGAGGUUAUAUUAGAGCAAGCUUUAUGAUAUAGCUUUUUUAUUUAUUUUUCCUUUGGUUUGUUUCAACAAAACUUGUGGAAUUCUGAUAUACUUGGAGAUAUGGAAAUCAUGGGCAUUAUGCUAA
Messenger RNA from Zingiber officinale, 2368 nucleotides. RefSeq lists its product as uncharacterized. NCBI's taxonomy places the organism in Eukaryota, Viridiplantae, Streptophyta, Magnoliopsida, Zingiberales, Zingiberaceae. The transcript is spliced from 18 exons. The coding region runs from base 431 to 1666 and encodes 411 amino acids. The record is from RefSeq and is a predicted model, not a curated record.